Wasmannia auropunctata (little fire ant) is the source of this 2962-nucleotide messenger RNA. Its product is annotated as 2-phosphoxylose phosphatase 1. The coding region runs from base 327 to 1880 and encodes 517 amino acids. Gene Ontology annotation, molecular function: phosphatase activity. The transcript is spliced from 7 exons. NCBI's taxonomy places the organism in Eukaryota, Metazoa, Arthropoda, Insecta, Hymenoptera, Formicidae. The record is from RefSeq and is a predicted model, not a curated record. Gene Ontology annotation, biological process: dephosphorylation.
AUCUCGGGCGUACGCGCCGCAGGGAGGUCGGCGAUUCCUCUCGUUGUUCUCGUCCUUGUUGUCGUCGUCGUCAUCGUCGUCGUCGUCGUCGAUUGUCCGGUCGGGCGCAGCCUCUUGACCGUCGACAAAUAUGCGGAAAGUGUGGUCGAAGGGCGUCUGAAGAUGCAGCCUCGAUCGGCCCCUUCGUGCGGGACGGAAAUCAAGUCGCGUCCUCGUCUUCGCGCCGCUCCACGUCGUCGCCGUCGUCGUGACGUCGUCGUCGGGACGCCGUUCAUACCGCUCGCUGGCCUGCGAAUCGGUCCCGCGGGACCGAAAACCGCCGAGGGAUGCUCGCGGAAAUGGUCCGGCUCUCCUACCAGCACAGGGCGUUCUACUGCUACGUGAUUCUGAGCGUGUGGAUCUUCCUGCUGGUCGCUGGUAUGUACAAAUAUAUCGGCGUAGAUGAGAAAACCUCGGUGCAAACGAGAGUCCCGAACAAUGAUUUGUCGCUGCGGGAAUUCCCGAGGAAUUUGAAAUCGGACGCGAAGACGAAGAAGAUCUUUCGUUUUUGCAAUUUGCCGCACGAGAUAGCCGCAGACACCGAAGGGAAGCUCGACGGCAACCUGACGCUGAGCGGCGUCCUGAUCUUCAUCCGUCACGGCGACCGCGGUCCGCUGACGCACAUACGGAACAUAAGCAGCAUCAACUGCGGCGGCGGCGAGCUCGGCGCCGCGAGCGAGCUCGAGACCAUCUACGAGAACUACGUGAGCUUCGUGCAGAACGCGUCGAGCUACUCGCGUGCCGCCUGGGCCCAGUUCCUGGGUCCGUUUCACGGCCUCCCGGUGCUGCCGGCGAACGCGCGCGACUGCCGGAUCGGCCAGCUCACCACCCUCGGCGUGCUGCAGCUGCUGAAGACCGGGGUCGCGCUGAGGAACGCGUACUACCACCGGCUCAACCUCGGCAACGGCACUUCCUUCGGCAAGGACGUUAUCGUCUACAGCACCUCCUACCGCAGGACCGUGCAGAGCGCGGUCGCGCUGCUUUACGCGCUCUUCGAGAACGACGGCUUCCAGAGCCUGGCGAGGAUCAGCCUGCAGGAGAGCCAGAGCUAUGCGUUCUGCAACAACGAGUGCGCCUGUCCCGCCGCCGAGAAGUUCCUGAAGCAGCACCUGAAGGAGACCUCGAACCAUCUGAAAUCCCACCCGGCCGUCGGGGAGCUGAUCAAGCAGGCGGCGAGCGCCGUGUUCGAGCUUCCGGAUCAGGCGCAGACGUGCGACCCGAACACGCUGCGGGACGCCCUGUUGGCGUACGUGUGCCACGGCGCCUCGCUGCCGUGCGCGGACCUCGACGCCCAGCGCACGUGCGUGAAGAGCGACCACGUUACCGGGCUGUUCGCCUACACGGACUGGGAGUCGAAGCAGAUAGCCAAGAGCAGCAGCCGCACCAAGUACGGGCUGCUGAAGGCGUACGGGAUGCUGCGCGGCAUCGUCACCUUCAUGCUGCGCAUCAUCUCCGAGGCCAGGCCCAAGAUCGUCCUCUAUUCCGGCCACGACAAGACCCUGGAGUACCUCGCCACCGCCCUCGGCAUAGUCCCCGACGUGGCGACCCACUACGCCUCGCGGGUCGUCAUCGAGGUCUACAAGAUCAAUCCGCGAAACGACAAUCGCCUCGCCAGCGACUUCUACUUCCGCGUCGUCGCCAACGGCCGUGACCUCACGCCGAGGGUGCCGUUCUGCAGGAACGCCAACACCUACGUCAGCGACGACGGGGAGUUUAUGGGCAAGAGGGGCGUCAAGCUGUGCCCGAUCGAGAACAUCGUCAGGCAAUUGCACGACGAUUACUUCGUGCCGUUCAACGCGACGAACUUUAAGGACGCCUGUUCGAGUCACAAGAUUCGCUGAAAUUAACGCGAACAUACUCUAGGCUCGUAAAAUAAGAUCGAUCCGUAGGAAAAAUAGGCGAGUUAAAAGGAAUGAAAGAGAGAGAGAGACUCAUCUUCGUUGAUAGCAAGAUAUUAUAUAUUCUCUUAAAAAUGGCAAAUGGCUUCGUCCCAGAAUAAAAAUAAGUAGAAGAGCGGAGAAGCAUUUUGACAUGUAAGGCCAGUCUCUCAUUGUAGAGAUCAGAAGAUUAUGACUUCGCAAGGAUGAAUUCUUAUCAAUUCUUUUUAAUUCACCUACUUCUCGUAUGACAGUCAUAUUCCUUCCCCGACUAUUAGUACAAAAAGCAAUUACGAUAAAACGAAAAGAACAAGAUUGAUCGUGCUUUAAACAGAAUCCAGUUGACAAGUGUCUUCAUCCCGAGUGACAGCAUCAGGAAAACGACAUGCAACUCGCGAUAUAUAAAAAGCUUAUUAUAAUCCAUUGGUAAAUAAAUAAUGAACGCGUUUUACGGCGUACAAGGCACGCAGGUUUACAUAUUUAUACCUACAAUAUAUCUAUAUAUAACUUACACAACAACUUAUGUCGUAAAUAAAAGCAACUUCUGGCUUAAAGCCGAUUUCUGCAGAAAUUGCUUUUACUUACGUUAACAUUCGAUAAAAGCCUCUCGUGUGUCUUACAACGCUAAAACCUACUUUUACACGCACACUUCUUGCUUAUUAAUAACGUCUCAUUAUUCAUGUUUUCUCGCAAUUCACAGGCGACACCUUGAGAAUUGCGUCACCAAGAUCAAUAAGAGAAAGAUAGCAUCAAUCAAAGUCUCGCAUGAAAAUGAUGAAUUAAAAAAAUAUAUUUAAAAAACCGGCAGUCUAUUACAGAGUCCGUAUAAAUGCCCAGUUUCAAUUAUUUCCGGUCGAGCUGACGAAAUUUACAUUCUCUUCAUUGGUUGUUUGAUGAUUAAUUACGGCGAUGCAAAUCGUGCAGUCGAACGGAAAUCGAAAUCCCAUGCAGAUCGAUCGACGAUUGCAUUUAGUCAUAAAAUACAGAACGCGUUUAUCAAAAAUGGAAAAUGUGUGUAAUACAUAAUAAAGUGCAAUCGUAAACAA